Ilex paraguariensis (yerba mate) is the source of this 2887-nucleotide messenger RNA. Lineage: Eukaryota; Viridiplantae; Streptophyta; Magnoliopsida; Aquifoliales; Aquifoliaceae. The record is from the annotation of a GenBank genome assembly.
AUGUUUACUGGUAGUUGUUGGUGCAGUGAGGUGGCUGGGUGUGGUAGGGAUGAUUCCAUGGUUAUGUGGGAGGGAAGGGGUUGUGUUGUGCAACACGUUGAAGAAGGGGCUGAAGAACUUACGGAAGCAAUGAACGUGAAAGUCCUUAUUGGCAUGGAAACAUGGGAAGAAACAACUUUAGUUGCUGACAUUGCAAGCAAAACUCAAAUGCCUAUUAUUUCAUUUGCAUCAGCCGCCAUUAUACAACCACUCAUUCCUCAGCGAUGGCCUUUCUUGGUACAAAUGGCUAGCAACGUCAUUGAACAAAUUAGGUGCAUCACAGAUGUGGUUCGCUCAUUCAAUUGGCGAAGAGCCAUAGUAAUCUAUGAGGUCGACUACUAUGGUAGCGAUUAUGGAAUGUUUGCUGCAUUAUCUGAUUCACUGCAAGAUGUUGGCGUGACAAUUGAAUAUCGUUUGGUCCUUCCAUCAUUCUCCUCUCUAGAUGACCCAAAAGCCUUUGUUACUGAAGCAGUUGCAGACCUAUUGAGUAAGCAAUCCAGGGUUUUUAUUGUUCUCCAAUUAUCAUCGUCAAUGAUAGUUCAUUUGUUUAGAGAAGCAAAACAAAUGAGGCUUAUUGGGAGAGAUUCAGCAUGGAUAAUUACCGACCGAUUCGCAAGCCUCCUGGAUUCUGCUAAUACUUCUGUUAUCUCUUCCAUGGAAGGUGCUCUAGGAAUCAAGACAUAUUAUGCUGAAGGCAGUAGGUCAUUUCUAGAUAUUAAGCAACAUUUUCGGCGAGUUUUUCAAUUGGAUUACCCUGAGGAAGAUAACUCGGAGAUGGGUAUUUAUGCCCUUAGAGCCUAUGAUAGCAUUACUGCCAUUACAAAUGCCAUAAAGAGAAUAGGUAAUAGCAGUGAUUGUCCAAGUACGUUACUCAAAAGCAUUCUAUCAAGCAACUUCACUGGUUUAAGUGGUGACAUUCGUUUCCAUGCUGGAGAGCUAGCAGGGUCCUCUUUAUUUAGAAUUGUAAACAUUGUUGGAAAGAGAUACAAAGAGCUUGGCUUCUGGUCAUCGACAUUUGGUUUCUCAAAGAGGGACCUAAAGCGAGUUCCAAAAGGAUUGGCAAUGCCUACUAAUGCAAAGCCUAUGAAGAUUGGAGUUCCAGCCACAUCAUAUUAUCAGAAAUUCGUGAAGGUGGAUUGGGAUGCAGGUUUGAAUGAAUGGAAAUUUUCUGGUUUCUGCAUUGAUCUAUUCUAUGAGGUGCUAAAAAUUUUGGAGCAAAGUUACCCCCUACCUUAUGAAUUAAUACUCCACAACGGCACCUACAAUGAUCUGGUUGAUCAAGUGGCUAACAAGAUUUUCGACGCCGUCAUUGGUGAUAUAACCAUACUGGCCAAUCGAUCAAAAUAUGUGGAAUUUACGCAGCCAUAUGCUGAGUCAAGCUUGGCAAUGAUAGUAUCAGUGAAGCCCCAACGAGGGCAGGCAUGGAUUUUCGUGAAGCCUUUUACCAAGGAAAUGUGGGCUGUGACUAGUGCCAUCUUGAUCUACACUGUGUUCAUAGUUUGGCUUUUGGAACGCCAAUCAAAUCCAGAAUUUGAAGGUCCAUGGCAGAAUCAACUAGGCUCAGUGCUUUGGUUCACUUCCUCCACGCUAUUCUCAGCACAGAGGGAAAAGGUUCAUAACAGUUGCACCCGAAUACUGGUCUUGGUGUGGCUUUUUGUUGUGUUGACCUUAUCCUCAAGCUACACUGCCAAUCUUUCUUCGAUGCUUACUGUCCAACGCCUUCAACCGAAUGUGACAGACAUAGAUUGGCUGAAGAAGAACAAUGCAACAGUUGGUUGCGGUAGAAAUUCAUUUAUAAGAUCGUAUUUGGAGAAUGUGCUUAAAUUCGAUCCUAGGAACAUCAAGACAAUUAGGAGUGAAUAUGACUACCCAGGGGAAUUUGAGAGCGGCAACAUCAGUGCAGCAUUUUUUGACCUCCCUUAUGCACAGAUUUUUUUGAAUUACAACUGCAAGGGAUACACUCUUGCCGAACACAGAGGAGGAGCUGAGCACAAAUUUGGAGGCUUCGGCUUUGUAUUUCCAAAAGGAUCUCCCAUUGCUGUUGAUUUCUCCCAAGCUAUUCUAACUUUAUUAGAGAAUGGAAGGAUAGAACAAUUGCAAACUCAGUGGUUUACUCCUCCUUCCAAGUGCUUGAACUCUCAAACUCCCGACGAGGUUGAUAGCUUGAACUGGCGGAGUUUUUGGGGUCUCUACCUCUUCUCAGCCCUCACUUCCACCACCUGUUAUCUUGUAUUUGCAACUCACAAGUUGUAUGGACGCCAACCCGAGGCAUACGAUGGGGUUUUAACUUGGAAUUAUAAGAACAUGUUGAAAAAGUUGGUCAGGUCAGUAAAAAAUCUUCGUAUCAGGGAGAUAAAACUUCCAGGUACAACUCCAAACAAUACUGUUCAAGCUUUAAAGGUUUCUGAAAGCAGCUCUUCGGGUAGGGCAUGCACAAGUCCUUUAGAGAUUCCAGAGCAAUUUCAAGAAUUGCAUUCGAUUGAAUUAGAAAUUACCAAUCCUAAUGAAGAAGGGCAACAAGCAAACCGAUUUCUGGUGUUGGAAGGAACCAACGAAUGCUGCUCAGUGAAGUCGGCUUACAGCAUGAAAAAAAGAGUAUAAAAGGCAAAGAAAUGCUGCCCAAAAUAGAGAGAAUUCUGUCCAGAAAAAUAAAGAAAAAGAGAGGUUUUGGUAGAAAAAUCAGAGGGGAAAAAUAGGGAGUUGUUGUCCGAAAUACAAUAAGUGUCUACGGAGCAGAAGCUCUGUUUGUAAGUUUUUUUGAUAGCUUACUUUGUGUUUUUCUUGCUGGAAAUAUCAGAAUAGCUUUUCCCUUUGUAUUGCUUGAUAUUGUAAUCAUUUUUGAUAACAU